GUAAACAUGGCUGAGAAAAAGGACUUUGUUGAUGAAAUAAAUAAAGUGUUGGCAAAGUCUGAAGGGUUUACCCUGAAGGACCUGCUGUUCUCCUACCAGGGGACUCCUUAUCCCGUCACAGCAUGCAGUGCAGAAACGUUCCAAGCCCUGGAGAAUUUAGAAGCCAGAAGAGAUGAUCUGGUGUUGGUGUCUUACCCCAAAUGCGGUGUGAACUGGCUUAUCCAGAUUUUAAAUGAUCUGAUAUUUACAACGACCCAGAGUAAACAUGUAAGCGCAGAACUGCCAUUUAUUGAAUGUGGAGAUCCAGAUAAAUACCAGAGGAUAAAGCAGAUUCCAUCUCCAAGGAUUUUGGCAACACAUCUGAAUUAUGAUUGCCUCCCCAAGUCUAUUUUCAAGAACAAAGCCAAGAUACUAGUGUUGUUUCGAAACCCUAAAGAUACAGCUGUUUCAUUUUUCCAUUUCCACAACAAUGCACCAAGCGUCCCCAGUUACAGCUCCUGGGAUGAGUUCUUCUCCGAGUUCAUGAAUGGGAAAGUCGGCUGGGGAUCCUAUUUUGACCAUGCAGUCACCUGGAAUAAACAUAUUGAGGAUGAAAAUAUUAUGGUUGUAAUAUAUGAAGACCUGAAAGAGAAUCUGACUUCCAGUGUAAAGCAGAUAGCUGAAUUCUUUGGACUCUUCUCAACAGCUGAGCAGAUUCAGUCUGUUGCGGACAGGGCCACUUUCCAGGCGGUGAAGGAUAAGGCUCAGGAGACGCAUGGUGCUGUUGGCUCAAUUCUCUUCCGAAAAGGUGUUGUUGGGGACUGGAAAAAUCUUUUCACUGAAACUCAGAACCAGGAAAUGGAUGCCAAAUUCAAAGUGUGCUUAGGAGGAACUAAGCUGGGAGCAAUGUUAAAAUAUGAUGUAUACUGCAAGGUCUGA
Rhea pennata is the source of this 918-nucleotide messenger RNA. RefSeq names its product sulfotransferase family 6B member 1 (gene SULT6B1). Bases 7 to 918 code for a protein of 303 amino acids. Gene Ontology annotation, biological process: sulfation. The transcript has 7 exons. The record is from RefSeq and is a predicted model, not a curated record. Gene Ontology annotation, molecular function: sulfotransferase activity. Gene Ontology annotation, cellular component: cytoplasm. Lineage: Eukaryota; Metazoa; Chordata; Aves; Rheiformes; Rheidae.